UGAUGAUGACUACAUUGGAAAAGCACCUAUAGAGAUAUGCGAGAUUAUGCCAUUUAUUCAUAUACCUAUUUGCUUGCAAGCUAAGGAUCUCAUUCAGUUCGUUGGAGUGUUCAUGGCACUUGUUGUGACAUCUGCAGGGAUUAGUGCUGGAAGCUCAACAUUUGGUUAUGAAAAAGUAGUUUACUGGCGAGACACAUCAGCAGGGAUGCGCACUAUUCCGUAUUUUCUUGCUAAAAUAAUCGCCAAUAUUCCUCGUUUAAUUAUUGCAGCACUUGUAUUUUCAUUAGCAUUUAUUAUAUUUUACUCGAAUAGGGCUAGUUUCUUGCAGAUUUAUAUUAUUGUUUUGAUUAUUUAUAUCAAUGCAUGGGCGAUGGGGUAUUUUAUAUCAGUGAUAGUACCAAAGGAGAAAAUAAGUCUUUUUGGGAUUGGGUUUGCACUUGCUUGGGCACCAAGGUGGGCAAUUGAAGCAUUUUAUCUUAAAGAAUUAGAACCUAGACCAUGGGAUGAAAUUAAGACUGAACCACUGAGACAUACAUACAGUUUUGAUAAUUAUACACAAUGUUUAUUAAAUAUUUUAUCAAUUGCACUUGGAUGGGCUGUGCUUGCAUUUUUCGCUAUAAA
This is a messenger RNA of Dentiscutata erythropus, 621 nucleotides long. The record is from the annotation of a GenBank genome assembly. Lineage: Eukaryota; Fungi; Glomeromycota; Glomeromycetes; Diversisporales; Gigasporaceae.